AUGGCGAGGAGUCGUCAAAUGACUGCGGCCAACCGUGAAGCCGCUGGCCGCAAUGAGAGGCCGCUUCCCCCAUUCCCCGCAAAGCAGAUGUUUGUUCUAGCCUGCUGCAGAAUAUGCGAACCGAUCGCCUUCAUGUCCAUCUUCCCCUACAUCUACUACAUGAUCCAAGAUUUCAACAUUACCGAUGAUUCCAACAAGAUUUCAGUUUACGCCGGCAUGGUCACCUCCGCUUUCACAUUGGCCGAAUUCUCGACAGGAGUUCUUUGGGGACGGCUUAGCGACAAGAUUGGCCGAAAGCCAGUGCUUCUCUUUGGUCUGCUGGGAACUGCUCUGAGUGUCUUGGUUUUUGGUUUCGCCCCCAGUCUGCCAGUCGCACUCUUUGCGCGCGCUCUCGGAGGUCUUCUCAAUGGCAACAUUGGCGUUCUUCAGACAACUGUCGCCGAGCUUGUCACUGUCAAGGAACAUCAACCCCGAGCUUAUACUAUCAUGCCCAUGGUGUGGUGCAUUGGAUCGAUCGUUGGGCCUAUGAUUGGAGGAGCUCUCGCACGACCAUGCAUCAGCUACCCCGAGAUCUUCGCUCGUGGAACCAUCUGGGACCGAUAUCCCUACCUCCUCCCUAAUCUUUUCAGCGCCGCCACUGUUUUCUUCGGAGUCAUCAUUGGACUUCUCUUCCUGGAUGAGACCCAUGCUGAGAAGAAGUCCCAGCGAGACCGUGGACGUGAGAUUGGAGAUUACCUCGCCAGCUGGUUCGGUGGAGUUGCGAGCUGCAACGGACGAGGCCGCUCUCCCGAGAAGCAGGCUCUUCUUGACGGAAAGCAAAACGUCCAGUAUCUCUCGACCAGUGUUCGCCCUGGCUCUGCUCACUCUGACGAGGCCCUGCCUGCUUACCGAAGCCAAGAGAAUUCGCCCCGACUUGCUCCUCAGCCUGACGCACAAUCCCUGAACGAAGCCCCCUUAGAACCCAUUGUGGUGCGAAAGUCAAAGACUUUCACCAAGCCUGUCAUUAUGAACAUCAUCUCUUAUGGCAUUCUCGCCUUCCACACUAUGACUUUUGACCAGCUUUUCCCUGUUUUCCUGAGCACUAAGCGGCCUGAACACCCUGUUCACGACCUCCCCUUCAAGUUUACCGAUGGAUUCGGCCUCGAGACUAAGAUGAUCGGUGUCAUCAUGUCGGUGCAAGGACUUUACUCACUCUUCUCCAACUAUCUCAUCGUUCCUCCAGUUACCCGACGGCUUGGAUCUCUCCGCCUCUUCCGAAUCCUCGCAUUCUCGUACUUUGCGCUCUACCUGGUCACACCCUAUCUUGUGCUGCUCCCCGAAUCUAUGAGAAUGCCGGCUAUCUACCUCCUUGUCAUCUGGAAGUGCACUUUCUCCACCAUGGCAUACCCCAGCAACGCAAUCCUGCUGGCCAACUCGGCACCAUCUAAGCAGGUCCUUGGAACGAUCAACGGAAUUGCAGCCUCAACUGCCAGCUUGUGCCGUGCUCUGGGCCCAACCCUGUCUGGACUUCUUUACUCUUGGGGUCUUCAGACUGGAUACUCUGGACUGGCUUGGUGGUUCAGCGGACUCAUCACCAUUGUUGGAGCAUAUCUCAGCUCCCAGAUUACGGAGGGCGGACCUCAGGACGAUGUGCUGCCUGAGGAGGAUCCUCUCUUGGAUGAGGGUCUUUUCACCGACUACGACGAGGAGGAGAGCGUUUAA
Messenger RNA from Fusarium tjaetaba, 1701 nucleotides. RefSeq names its product tetracycline resistance TCR1. Gene Ontology annotation, biological process: transmembrane transport. Gene Ontology annotation, molecular function: transmembrane transporter activity. Lineage: Eukaryota; Fungi; Ascomycota; Sordariomycetes; Hypocreales; Nectriaceae. The coding region runs from base 1 to 1701 and encodes 566 amino acids. The record is from RefSeq and is a predicted model, not a curated record. The transcript has 6 exons.